AUGUUAAACGGUAGCGCGGAUCGUGGAACUCUAUCCCUGCAGUCUUCACCGGUGAAGCUGUCCACAUCACCAGUGCGUGCAUCACCAAGUCCGGUGAGGGCGCCAUCAUCGCCGCUAAAGUCGUCACUGUCGAGCGGCCGGCAGCGGUCGCCGAGGAAGUGUCAAUUCGCCGCGCCUGUUGAAGAUGCGCGUGACAAAUGCGGGACGUCUUGGCUGUGCAGGCGGGGCGCGGGGGUCGGGGACGAGUCUGAACCGGAACGAACGGCGGGACCGAGCACUCCGCUGCCACAGGGGUGUGAAGAGUCCGCCCCGCCUCCAAAGAACUGCUUCAGACUAGUGAUGUUGGGGUAA
This is a messenger RNA of Diatraea saccharalis (sugarcane borer), 351 nucleotides long. The record is from the annotation of a GenBank genome assembly. NCBI's taxonomy places the organism in Eukaryota, Metazoa, Arthropoda, Insecta, Lepidoptera, Crambidae.